AUGCGCUACUCUUUGAAUCUCCUUGCCCUCGCGGCUCUCGCAACGGCUUCGCCUACCACCCAGCCAGUAGACUUCGCUGCCAUCCUGGCCGCCGCCGCACCAACUCUGGUUGGACCCCCCGCCUUGGCCACAGGCCAGACCGGCGUCUACAACGCGGCUGCUGCUUCUUCAUCUGCUGCUGCUGCUGUCACCGGCGUCGCCUCUGCCAAUGCCACCCAGUCUAUCGCGGCUCGUAACGUCCUUGACAAGCGCACAUUCUGCUUCUUUGGCCUCUGCUGGGGACCCACCACGACUCCUCCGGCCGCCGCCAAGACCACAUCGAUCUGCAACACUCCGACCACUCCCGCUGCCGUCACCACCCCGACCAAGACUACGGCUGUUGUCACAUCCUCUGCUGUGAUCACAUCUGCCCCUGUCAUCACGGCUCCUUCAACCUGCACUCCGGUCAGCUGGACCAACACCAACGCUUUCACUACCGCGACUUCAUGCUCUGCUCCUUAUGAGGUUGGCACGUACUGUGGCUUCAUCAACCCCGAGGACCCUUGUGCCGUUCAGCCCGAUGGAUACGGUACCCAGGUCCAGCCUGACACUGUCGCCGCAUUCGAGGCAUUCCCUGAGUUCCACAAGGAUGCUCAGUCAGCCAUUACGCCUUCCGGAUAUGCCUCCACCUUCACGGACCUAGACGCCUCUGUCAACGCCAACAGCUACCUCGGCCUGUACACUCUCAAGAGCUACGAUGUUGCUCAGUGCGCCAGCUACUGCGACAACACCAGCCUGUGCACCGGUAUCAACAUCUACAUUGAGCGUGACCCCUCCAUCAACCCCUCGGGCUGCUCUUGCACCAACCCGGCGUCGAUCACCAACUACAAGUGCACUCUCUGGGGCUCCGGCGUCGAUAAGGCUGCCGCGACCAACACCGGCCAGACCCGUGACGGCUUCCAGGUUGUGAUUGCCGGCUCCAACGGCUACGAGAAGACCAACACCACCACUCCCGUGACCCCUCCCGGCUGGACUAACCCCCAGGGCUGCGGCGGUGUCGCCCACUCCCACCCCAGCACCUGCAUGGGUCAGAAGUUCUUCCCCGGUCCCUUUGACGCCAGCCUCUGCGCCACCUACGCCGCCUCCCAGAACGCCCAGAACUCCAAGUCCAUUGGUCUCAGCUCCUGGGCCAGCUUCUUCGGCUACAGCCCCCUGAAGUGCAACUUCUUCAACGCCUUCAUGGUCAAGCAGAACGGAGUCGCCAAGGGUACCUACUGCAGCCUCUUCACCCAGCAGUACCAACCCUCGGCUGCUUCCUACAUUCCCUCUUUCUCUGCCGGCUUCUCGUGGAGCAUUGAGAGCUCCUGGAGUUUCUGCUCCAAAUAA
Colletotrichum orchidophilum is the source of this 1365-nucleotide messenger RNA. RefSeq lists its product as uncharacterized. The transcript is spliced from 2 exons. Lineage: Eukaryota; Fungi; Ascomycota; Sordariomycetes; Glomerellales; Glomerellaceae. The record is from RefSeq and is a predicted model, not a curated record. Bases 1 to 1365 code for a protein of 454 amino acids.